Molecule: messenger RNA, 959 nt
Organism: Sycon ciliatum
Lineage: Eukaryota; Metazoa; Porifera; Calcarea; Leucosolenida; Sycettidae
Product: temptin-like
Source: RefSeq, a predicted model, not a curated record
ACCGCCCUGCAAUGGAUGGUCAGCUACCUCACCCAUCGCCGUCAACGUGUUCGUGUCGGCGACGCCUUCAGUGAGUGGCAAGCCAUACCAGCAGGGGUGCCCCAAGGAUCCGUUCUAGGCCCCCUGCUGUUCUUGAUCUACACCAUUGACCUGCCCUCUGCCUGCACUAACUCGAACACAUUCUGUGAUUCCGUGGGACACGUGGCUAGCUGCACCGGGCCACCAUCCGGCAAAGGAAACCCUUUUGGCAAGGCCUUCCAUACCAUUGGAGGAAUAUGGAACGAGACGAUCUGCAUGGCGGACAGUGACGGUGAUGGCGUUGCUAACGGAGCGGAGCUUGGAGACCCCAACUGCACCUUUAUACAGGGUAGCACGCCAUUAAUCACCACUGGCAUUAGCCACCCAGGAUUUGCCUGCUCAACAGCUGCCGAUCCAUUCUGCUUGUCUUCCCCGGUCUCACAAUUCAUGACCGCACCGACUGGUGGAAGUGGUGCUACUACAGGGGCUGCAACGACCGGUCCUGCUACUACAACCAUGGUUGCAAACAUCGCCAUGGUGCUGCUGGGGGCAGUUGUGGCUCUCGUCAUGUAAACCAGAUGACAGUCAGCUCAUGUUGGUGGCCAUCUUUGUCGUGGGAACGGAAUCCAUCGUCUGGAGCAGCUAUGAAGAAGGCCCUAAUAAGGAUUUCCAAUUUUAGUAUUAUUUUCAAUAGUUGCAUAUUCACACUCAUUCGUUACGUGUUUUUCUCCCUUGCACCCUUUUCUCACCUUUUUUGUAUGCUAGAGUCUCGCAUCAUCAUUUAUUAUCAUUGUUUCUGGAUUUAGCUGUUCAUCUUUAUGCUUAGCCCUUUUGGCUGCCUUUCGUAUGUAACCCCUUGUACUUGUUCCCCUUUCCUUCCCUGUACCUCACCUGAAGACAAGGCUGGAAGGUAUACAUGUGAAUGUACCAGUAAAGGUCAA